Messenger RNA from Stylonychia lemnae, 681 nucleotides. NCBI's taxonomy places the organism in Eukaryota, Ciliophora, Spirotrichea, Sporadotrichida, Oxytrichidae. The record is from the annotation of a GenBank genome assembly.
AUGACAUCCAAAGCUGUUAUCCUUAUGGCCCUUAUCGCAGGAACCUUCGCUGCUACAAACAUCUAGAAGAAACUCGGUUAAAUGAACGCCAAAAACCUUGCUCAAAACGCCGGAGGUGGAAGUCUCGGAGGAGAUGUUGGUGGUGACUGGAACUGCGAUUUAAGCAACUUAGGUUAGAUCCCCGACAUUGAACUUCCAGAGUGCCCAUGCAAUUUAAAAAUAUAUCAAGCUUAAGUAAUGUAGAUAGAAAUAAAAAUGGUGAACUUCACUCAGCUACCAGGUCUUGGUGCUGGUACCAACACUGGAUUCUCAUAGGAAGCUUUAGCUCUCCAGUAAUCCCUCUUGACUCAAAUCCCAGAUACCCAAUACUCUCAAAUCUGCCAAUCAAACUGCUGUGCUUGUGAAGAGGAAGCUCAUGCUGCAUACUAGAAUGAAGCAAAGAACAGAACCUUCGUUAUUUCAGGAUCUAUCUCAGUCUUGGAGACUCUUAGAAAGAUCGAGUCUGGACAAGCAAGAGAGAACAGUUAGGGUCAAUCAGAGAAGAGCACCAUUUGUCAAACUAACAACGCUCAAGGUGGACUCGGAGCUGGCCAAGAAUGUCUUACUGCCUCAGUAUGCCCACCAAGCGUUCAAUCAGGUGGUGGUGCAGUUCAUCAAGGUGGAGUCGGAUUCGCUAUAUGA